Molecule: messenger RNA, 2402 nt
Organism: Tuber melanosporum (Perigord truffle)
Lineage: Eukaryota; Fungi; Ascomycota; Pezizomycetes; Pezizales; Tuberaceae
Exons: 5
Coding region: 393-2147 (584 amino acids)
Biological process (GO): ergosterol metabolic process
Cellular component (GO): endoplasmic reticulum membrane
Molecular function (GO): ergosterol O-acyltransferase activity
Source: RefSeq, a predicted model, not a curated record
GAUAAAAGUUUUGCGUUGUCCCUAGAGGCAUACCGGUAUCUGGAAACAGUUAUCUAAAAGGCACUCCCUGUUCUCUUGUUAAUGGGCACAACUCUCGAGGAACAAGGGAGCGCACGAGAACUUUACGGAUGCGGCUGCGCGAAAUCAGAAGAGAAGUUAGUAGCGGGUCGGAGCCAAAAUCGUCCCGGUUAAUGACGUUGGUUGGGUGGAUUUGGGAUUAUCAAUUUACUCAGUUCUCUCAUAUGCCGCCUGCCGAGCUCAAUAAACUACUUUAACUACCGGUAGAACCUCAAGGCUUAGUUCUUCUCCACUUCUCAAGUUCACGUUGAGAAAUUUUUCUCUUUCAUCCUUUGUUUUUUCUCUGGUUCUGCUCGACUGGGCGCCCCGGCGGUAUGACACAGUUCAACAAGUUGACCAUGUCGCAAAGAGCCCCAUCGACGAGCAAUCACAACACUCCCUCCACUGCCAAAACUCACACAUUUUUAUUCGGAGAAUUACAAACGACUACUUCUUCCGACCCACCAAGCCCCGAGAGUGCAUCGCCUACCAGCGACUUUGACGACGCUCGACUGUCGGCAAAUCCUACGGAGAAACCCGUGGUAGGGUUGGGUGUUGGGAGGGAAAAUGGAGAGAGGGAGUUCCAGGAGCAGGUUGGACGUCGGGCAUCCAUACCCGUGCGAUUAGAGAAGAUUCGGGGGAAGGAAAGGUAUAGAUUGGUGAUGGAUGAUGAGCUGGGGAGGUUGCUGGUGAGCAGGAGUGUGGUUAGGGGGAAGAAGAGAAAGAAGAAGUUUAGUGAUCUGGUUUUUACGAAAAGAUUCACCGCAUUCGACCGUAGAAGCCCAGAGGCCGCUUCUUCUCCGUUUCGCGGGUUUUACACCGUGUUCUGGAUGUCGGUAGUGAUCCUAAUUCUAAAACUUGCCGCAACAUCCUACAAAGAACAAGGCCGCCUCUUUGGAAUAGACAUCCUCUCAAUGAUGUUCAACCCAAACAACCUCAUAGAUUGUCUCCUCGUUGACGCAACCAUGUUCUGGGGGUCAACGCUCUGGUGCGUCCCAUUGCAAAAAGCUGUCGCUAAGGGCAGAAUAUCUUGGGAGCGCACCGGGUGGGUAUUACAGAUGGUCUGGGAAGCGGUGUACCUCGGCGCCGUAAUUGAAUAUACCCUCUGGAAAGACUGGCCGUGGAUUCAGACGGUUUUCGUAGUAUUGCAUUGUCUGGUGAUGCUCAUGAAGCAGCACUCGUACGCGUUCUAUAACGGGCAUUUGAGCGGGGUUUGCGGACGGCUGCGGUCGCUCGAAAGGAAAUUGGUAGAGUUGAGGGCGUUGGAUACGAUCGAGGACUUUGAGAGGGCAAUUAUGGAGGAAGUCGCUGCUUGUAACGGCGAGUUGAGCAGUUAUGUGGAGGAUAACGAUGGGCCGAAAGUGGUGUAUCCACAGAACUUGACGUGGUGGAAUUAUUUUGAGUACAUUCACUUCCCAACCGUCGUCUACGAGCUCGUGUACCCCCGCACCACUACCAUAAACUGGCCCUACGUGCUGGAAAAGACCACAGCAACCUUCGGCGUCCUGGGCAUAAUGAUAGUAGUCUCCCAACACCUCAUCCUUCCCGUCGUCUUGCAGACCCACACCCUACGCCUUCUCCCACUCUCCUCGCGCCUGCAAGCCUUCCCGUACAUCCUCCUGGACCUCAUCUUCCCGUUCAUGAUAGAGUAUUUGAUGGCAUGGUACCUUAUCUGGGAACUCAUCCUGAACGCCCUGGCCGAACUCACCUUCUUCGCCGACCGCGGCUUCUACGGUCCAUGGUGGAAUUCCACGACCUGGGACGCCUUCGCCCGUGACUGGAACAAGCCCGUGCACAACUUCCUCCUCCGACACGUCUACCAUAGCAGCAUCUCCACCUGGCAUGUUUCCCGCGGCACCGCUACCGUGAUCACCUUCCUGCUUAGUGCUAUCGUGCACGAGUUGGUCAUGUGGAGUCUGUUCAAGCGCCUGCGCGGGUAUUUACUCGUUGCGCAGAUGUUGCAGGUUCCGCUUGUGUAUGCCAGUCGCACAAAGUUGCUGAAGGGACGGGAGACACUGGGUAAUGUGAUCUUUUGGUUGGGGAUUUAUACCGGGCCGAGUUUUUUGUGUAGUCUUUAUCUGAUCAUUUAAGUGAUGGCUCUCGGUGGUUUUGUGUAUAGUUUUUGAGUUGGUUGGAUGGAUAGAUGGAUUGAUGGGAGGAUAUCAUGCCUGGGUUUUUUUUGCUGUAACUUUGGUUUUGGGUUGGUUUGGUUUGGCGCUGGAUUCGGGUUGAUUUCGCGGACGGGAAUUCGGUAUCGGAUAUGGUAUUAUUAUAGUGAUUGGCUUAUGGAAGGUGAGGGUUGGGAUGAUUUGCAUAGUGAACGAAACACUGUAGUAUUUUCUGCA